GAGUCUGCCUUCUGAACCGGUGAGCGAACCUGCAAAACAGGGUAGAAGCUAACCGGACGGUGGUUGUCCGAUUAACUCUCCGAUGCUAAAGUCAGUUUAGAGCUUUGAGCAGCGUUUUGAGUAUAUGAAUGUAAUUGUGAUUCUAGGCAUACCUCGUGCUCCUUUUAUAGUAGUCGAAUAUACCUAGUAGAGUUGUAUUAGGCAGGUGAAUCCUACUUUGUAGGGAUUCGGCCGUAUCGCAAGGAUUCUCCUGAUUUGUCGAGAUCUACCUUAAUCUGAUAAGAGUCCUAUUUAGGAACGUCUUCCUAAAUAGUCUUAUCUUCCUAAAGUAGAGCUUAUCCUUCCAUAUGUAGUGUUUGUGUCCAAAUAGGACAAGGUUUCCAUAUUUAGUCGUUUAUCCGAAUCCCGGACCUGACGCGCUCUUGGCGGAUCAUGUGGGAUUCGGUCUUUAUUAGUGUAUUACCGAAUCUUAGAGAUUCGGUAUCUCCUUCAUAUCUUUCCGUCUUCAGGGGGAGUACGGUGUCGCCUGAGAGUGGAUCUCCUGCAACUCGGCUCCAUUAUACUUACAGUAGGAUUCGGUAUCCAUCAUUAGCCCCCCCGCAAGUGAGCUGAAGUAGUUUGGCAUUUAUGCCUUAGUGGAUUUUAGCUCUUUUGGAGCUGAGUUCUUUUAUGCGGGCGAGUCGCUUUGUAUUCCGGGCGAGUCGUUUCAUAUGUUUGUGGGUGACGUUUCUUCUUUAGUAAGAUUCUGUAUUGCCACGUGUUGUCCAUCAGUAGAGGGUUAUGACUGGAUGAACGACAAGUGUCUUCGUGCGCCAUUAGUAUUAUGGGAUCUCGUCUUUUCAGUUUCUUUGGUUCAGGCUAUAUAAUAGUUCAUUUUCUUUCAUUUUCUUUCUUUUCCAACCUUUGCUUUCUCUGCAACUGCUAACCUUCAAUUUCUUCAAGCUUUUCGUGGGUUUCCUUCUUCUGCUGUCAAGAUUCCUCGUUUUCAAGUUGCUCCUUACCUUUCUUUUGAUCCUGCGUAUUUGCUUGCGAGGUAUUUUACCUUUUCUUUAAUUUUAAUUUCCUGGUAGUUCUUCAUUUUUGAUUUUGUUCCUUCUGUUCUUGUUCUUCGCAUUGUUCUUCGUCUUGUUCUCCUUCUUUUCCCUUCUUUUGAUCUUUUAGAGUUUUAAUUUUUUCAUCAUUCCGUGUUUCCCCCCCAUUUAAAAAUUUUAAAAUGUCAGAAGUAACUGAGGGGGCGAAGGGUGCUCGUGAUGAGCUAGAAUAUACGCGGAGCUCCUUGUCAAGAGAGCAGAUACUCGGUUAUGCCGAGGAUUUUAGCUUCCCCGGGUCGUAUGUUAUUUUGAGGCCGGCGAAAUCGUAUCGGGCGAAUCAUAGCACGGAUUCGCCUUCUAAGAUAGUAAUUUUUCACGAGCAACUUUUAGCGGGUCUUAGGUUUCCCUUAGAGUCUUUAAUCGUAGAGGUCUGUCAUAAUUUAGGUGUUCCUUUGGGCCAACUGCAUCCGAACGCGAUUCGCCUUCUUUGUUCUUUUAUGGAAUCGUGCAGGGUUCGGAUGCAGGAGCCUUCGCUUGCUCUUUUUAAUUAUUUUUAUGUUUUCUCCCGCCGAAAGGGUGAGGAAUUUAUUUUUGCUGGUGGUCGACCGAAUCGGUCUCUUUUUAGUCUUCCUUCUUCUUUGAAGGGCUGGACCCCUAAGUUUUUCUUGGUUCAACACUCUUCUUUCUCCUCUUUUUCGCGGAGUUUUACUUCUAGUAAGGUUUCUCUUACUAAUGUACCUGAUCUGGAUGAUGGGGAGAAGGACUUCGCCCUGUCUUUGCUGUCGGAUUGUCGUUUUGACAAGCCCAAGCACAGCGUUCUUUUAGAGCAGUAUUUAAGUCGCCGUGAAAUACUUUUGGCGGAUCUUCCUUUAGAAGGUAUUUUUCUAAUCUUUGUUGUUAUGUUUUGUUUUGUAGGAUGUCGACUUCUCUUGAACAUUUGCUUGAUAAUUUUCAUGUCGAUAUGACUGUAGAUAUGGGCGAGGUGACUAGCGGCGUUCCUAAUCCCUCUACAACUGCUGUGCCGAAUCCGACGCCUGAUUCGGUGAAUCCGGAUCUUGAUCCUGCUUCUGGAGAUCAAGUUCCUGCUGCGACUUCCGAGUCGCCUCUGCUUCCUUCGAAGGAGUCAGGUCCUUCUCUGAAGGGGUUGCCUACCGCCGGCCAGAAGCGUCCUGCUGAGGACCAGGCUGGGGCUUCUACCAAGCGUCCCAAGAAGAAGAAAUCUUCUGGGGUGUCUUUCGAGGAGGCACCUCGGUUUGCUGCUUGGGCGGACGCGCAAAAUCCGCCUCGUCUCUCAAACGUCGCCAUUCUUCAUGCUUGCAUGGAGAAUAUUAUGAUAAAAGAGGACAUUGAGUCCAUUGAUCGCGAACAUGGCGAUAAUUUGGCUGAGUUCGCCUGUCUCGGCGGUUUUUCGGUGGUCCAGUCCAUCGCUGUUUUGGAGCGCCGCCGAAGGGAUGCGGUGGAUCAAUUGAAGAAACUCCAGAGAGAUUCCGAAUCCUGGCUCUCCGAGAAACAAAAGAUGGAGGAGGAGGCUGGCGAGGCGACCGGUCUGAUCCAACAGCUGAGGUCCUCCGUAUCUACCAAGACUCGGGAGAUUUCCGCUUUAGAGGCUCGGGUUCGAACUUUGUCCGAGGAAGUCGAGUCUCUACAAUCUUCUUCAGGUGCUCUCGCUAAGGAGAGGGAUGAUCUGAAGAAAGAAGAGGGGCGUCUCCGCCGGCGAUUGGGUGACUCUGGGAGCUUUUAUUCCCAAGUCAUGACUCAAUACCGGUUGGCGAUCGGGGCAAAGCUGCGGGAGCAGAAUCCUGGCGUCGAUCUUUCUGGAGUCAAUCAGUUGGAUCCUGCUUCUUUAGCGAAGGAGGUGAAGGCGAAGCUUGAUAAGCAGAAGCAAGACGCUUUGAAUAAGGCUUAG
Messenger RNA from Mercurialis annua (annual mercury), 2937 nucleotides. RefSeq lists its product as uncharacterized. Lineage: Eukaryota; Viridiplantae; Streptophyta; Magnoliopsida; Malpighiales; Euphorbiaceae. The record is from RefSeq and is a predicted model, not a curated record. The transcript is spliced from 2 exons. Bases 1948 to 2937 code for a protein of 329 amino acids.